AGAUCUUUUGAUCGUGUUGGUGCUGCUGUCAGAUAGCAACUAGCUGAGAACAAAGUAUCCUAUGAAGCAAUAAGAAAGUUGAGAAGCAAAGAAGGUUGUUAGAGCUAAAAUCUUGUUAGAUGUGAAGUUAGGUCAGGACAGGGAAUAGAAAAUAAGAACUCGUCUGCAUGGUAAAAUGGACCAGAAUAAAGCACACUAAAUUAUUCUGGAAUAAAGUGAUUUUUAUUCUGGAAUAGAGUAUCCACAUACUACUGUUGUCUCUGUGCAUAUUAGCAACCAUGGCAUCCAAUAUUUUCAGCCAUUAUCAAAGUCACAUCAAUCUAAACUAAGUCUUGCAUUGUGCCCUGAGUGUUGCUAGACUUCAGCUCUGGUGGACUCCAGCUGGAACAAAUUCCAAAAGCCAUAGCUCUCAUCUGAGAGCACAUUGCCUGCCACCAUUCCUUGAGAGAUCAACCUCAGAAACUGAAAGCAAGAUGCUUCUGUCUUGACCUUUAACUGCUGUGAUGAGGGAGGGUAGGAAAGGUCUCUGAGAUAAUGGGGUUCCUGUCCACUCAAAGUCAAAGGAAUCAUGGGAGUGUUAUGGUUUUAUAGUAUUUUUUUUAGCCUCUCACGUGGCCUAAUGGAUCAUUGCAGACACAGAGCCUUUAACCACUAGGUUGUUAGUUUGAAUUGCUCCAGGUGCUCUGUAAUCAAGGUUACCAUCUGAUCUGAUAGUUAUUCAUUGGUGUGAGCAAUUAGACAAGUUCUUGGUGGAUAAAUGUGUACAUAGCAGUUGGCAUUAGCUGACAUCUUCUAGAGAAGGACUGAAUCAAGACUGAACUGUCCUUUUCAUGCCUAGAAUCUGUCCUUGUAGGGUCAAGGCUGAGUUAGCAGGGAAGUGUGGGAAAGUAUGCACUAUGGCUGCUUGUGUUGUACCUUGCCUGUAUAAUUUGGGAUUCAAAUUCUAAUUCUAUCAGUCUGGCUCCAUUCAUGUGCACUAAAUUUGCUUUAAAAUAUUCCACCCCCUUCAGUGUUUUCAUAAUUGCUAAAAUUCAGAAGCCCUAAUGACAGAUGUACUUCUAUUGCACAUAUAUGACUAUUGGGUAAGGCUCUUGAAAAUGGAGCAGCCAAGUCACACGUUUGAAUGUAACUUUGGUUUUUUUGUUUUCAUCAUACAAGCUUUUUAAAUGGUUCUCUCGCUUUAUGGUCCAUGCCUGUUAAAUAAUUUGCUAAAUUAUGUGUAAAAUAUAAAUACAGAAGUUAAGAUAGUUAUUAAAAAAGGUGUGUGUGUGUGUGGGGGGGGACUUUUAUAAAAUCAGUAUAGACAGGAAUAACAUUUACCAGUUUUAGGUUCAAAAUGUAGAUCGUGUGUGUAGGGAUGAAGAGGGUAUUUACAAUACUUAGCAGGCCAAAUUCAUCCCUGAAUUCAUUGGAGUUACACCAGAAAUGAUUCUGAUCAGUAGGAGUAAAAGUAUAUUGAUGAACAAUUUUUAUCUUUACUUUCAAUUAAAAUAGCUUUGAAGGGGAUUUUAAUUCCCCCCUCCCAUGUUGUCAGUGUUGGUGAAAGGAAACAUUAUUGAUCAAAUAUAUCAGAAAAGUCAACUGAAAUGGACGAGAAACUGAAUGCUCUAUUUUAAUUGUUCAGGCUGCAUAAUGUGCAAAUAGUAAGGAGACGUAUAUUGUGACAUGAAUAUUUGACUCUAAAAAUUGUUUCCAUUCAGUGGAAAGUGUUAUUAAUAACUGAAUUAUCUCUUUAAAAUGAGAUUUGUUGACAGUACCUCUUUGGUAUUUUUUGCAAGCACUUACUGGUGGGUAUAGUGCUACAUAGCAUUUUUGGUUUCAUUGUGGAAGCUAUGCAUGCUAGUUACACUGGUAGUAGGUGUAUGGCAGCAUCAGGGUCUGAACUACUGAUAAGUUCAAAUCAGGGGGAAUGCAUGCACAGGGGUCCACCUGUGCAGAGCUUAUUGCAGAAUUGAGGCCUCAGUAGCAUUUUCCCCCCUUUGAUCCAGAGCAUUUCAUCCCUUCUCCUGCAGGUGGGGUUUUUUUCCUCCCUUUUAAUGGCAUGUCCUUACUUUUUGGUAUCAUUAGUUGCUACUUGCAUGCAUAAAUUCAGUACAUGCAGCAACUGUGGCAACUUUUGGUAGCCUAGAUGAACACUAUUAUACAAAUAACAAACAGUAACAAAUGGAAGGGGUAAGGGAUUCAGGGCUCUUUAAAGCUUUUAGAGUCCAGAAAUCCAGUGGCCCUGAAAUCCAGUGCUUAGUUCAACUGCUGUGGUCAUGUUAAUGGGCCAGCACACAGCUAAUGGCCUUAAUUUGGAGCCAGGGUCUGACUUAUUUACUACUCCAACAGCAUAAAGUGGUUGAAACCAAGAUGAAUUCUACCAGGGCAGAAGGGUUCACUGGGUUAUUGGAAAGUUGGCAUAAUAGCCUUCUAUCACCACUCUGGUGCAAUGCAGGGGUGGGCCAGAGUAUUCUGCAUCCUUGCUCUUCUGGACUCUGUGCUGGUUCAGCAGGGAGCAGUUUGUAGGUAGCAUAAGUAACACUGGUGGCCAGGUCCAGAAUCGGAGAUGUGUAAAGGUUGCUUAAAGACCCUCAGCUCAGAAUUGGGGCCAGAGUUUGUAUAUUGUAUUUUAAAAGUUUGAGAUGACACUCUGACUCCAUAUAUUAUUUCUAUUUUCUUACAAGUAAAUUGAACAAUUUUCCAAAUAAAUUAACAAUAAUUUCCUUUAUCUUAGAGGACUUUAAAUGGAAUCAAGUUUAAGUGUAAGAGGUUGGGAAGUUGUAUUUUUCUUUGGAAGUGCUGUUAAUGGGUUCUUGUAAAGUCACCGUUCAGCAGUUCUAUCCAAUAUCUAGUCCUCCCUCACAGCAGCAGAUCUAAAGUUGAGAGGUGGUUUUGCCUCUAUAGGGCAUUGGUGAGAUCAACUCUGGAACACUGUUUAGUUCUGGUGUCUAUAUUUUUAAAAGGAUGUUCUAAAGUUGGAGAAGGUGCAGAAAGUGUCACAAAAAUGAUUUGAGGGCUAGAGAAAAUGCCUUACAGUGAGAGCCUUAAAGAGCUUGAUCUGUUUAGUUUAUCGAAAAGAAGAUUGAUAGCUCAUUAGAUUAGUCUCUUAAGAACCUUCACAGAGAGAAAAUACCAGAUAUUAAGGGCUCUUUACUCUAGCAGAGAAAGACAUAACAAGAAUCAAUGGCUGAAAACUGAAGCCAGACAUCCAAAUUAGAUACAGUAUUUUUAACAUUCAGGAUAAUUAACUAUUGGAACAAACUAUUAGAGAAUCCAUGGCUUCUCUUAUCUCUUGAUGUCUUCAUCUCAAGACUGAUGCCUUUCUGGAAGGCAUGCUUUAGGCAAACACCAGUUAUGCUUUAGUGAAGACACAGAUUAUUGGGCUCUGGUGAAAUGUAAUGGCCCAGGUUCUCUGUCAGACUAGAUCUAAUGGUCCUUUUCUGGCCUUAAACUGUGUGAAUCUAAACUCCUGCUGGGCAUGCAUGUAAUUCUGCAGCCACAGGAAAUGCUGACAGCAGCCUGUGUGUGACUGAGCGUGGUGGCCUGGCCCAGGAACUGGCUUUGCCAGUGACAGCAGGUACCUUACCAAGGGGCAGGGAGGAGUCCUGCUGCGUGCGCCUGGCCCGGGCAGGCGGUGUCAGGAGCGCCUUGGCCGGGCAGUCUGGCAUUGCCCACAGCGCAGCUCCCAGGUUUCCAGGCGCGCGCACAUCUGCAGGAGAGUUCCCAAGCGCCGCCCCCGCCUCGCCGUGCGCCGGCUACGGCCCCUUCCUGGGCCCGAUCCAGCGCCGCCCCCGAAACCAAGCCCGCCCCUGGCAGGGAGGGGGGCCCUCGCCCCAGCAGCCCCCGCCUCAUGCAUAUGCAAAUGACGGUAUAAUGGCCAGCCAAUGGCGUGCGGGCUGGUCACAUGGUGCCGCCGGAGGCUGAGGGGAGAGAAGUUGGGUCUCAGUGAAGCCAGGCAGCUCAGGCGGCGGCCACGGGCGGCGAGCGCUCGGGCUGCAGGCGGCGGGGGAGGCUGAGCCGCUCCCCCCGCGGGGCGCCCGGCCGGCCGGGGCGCUGCCGGGACCAUGCCGAUCCUCCUCUUCCUCAUAGACACCUCGGCCUCCAUGAACCAGCGGGCGCACCUGGGCACCAGCUACCUGGACAUCGCCAAGGGCGCCGUGGAGCUCUUCAUGAAGCUGCGGGCCCGGGACCCGGCCAGCCGCGGGGACAGGUACAUGCUGGUCACCUUCGACGAGCCGCCCUACUGCAUCAAGGCUGGAUGGAAGGAAAAUCAUGCAACAUUCAUGAAUGAACUGAAAAACCUGCAAGCUUCAGGAUUGACUACCCUUGGGCAGGCUCUCAGAUCCUCGUUUGACUUGUUAAAUCUCAAUAGAUUAGUAUCUGGAAUAGACAAUUAUGGACAGGGGAGGAACCCGUUCUUUUUAGAGCCAUCUAUUUUAAUUACCAUCACAGAUGGAAACAAAUUGACACAUAGUGCUGGUGUUCAAGAGGAGCUUCAUCUUCCUUUGAAUUCUCCUCUACCUGGAAGUGAACUAACCAAAGAACCAUUUCGUUGGGAUCAAAGGCUGUUUGCCCUAGUGCUGCGUUUGCCAGGAGCUUCUUCUGUUGAACCAGAGCAACUCGGGAGCGUACCCACAGAUGAAUCUGCAAUCACACAGAUGUGUGAAGUGACAGGAGGUCGCUCCUAUUGUGUGCGGACACAAAGAAUGUUGAACCAGUGUUUAGAAUCUCUAGUUCAAAAAGUUCAGAGUGGUGUUGUUAUUAACUUUGAAAAAUCAGGACCAGACCCAGCUCCCAUUGGAGAAGAUGGACUUGUUGAUUCAUCCAGGCCCAUCAAUUCAUUUGCUUCUCAACCGUGGCAUAGUUGUCAUAAACUCAUUUAUGUACGACCUAACCCUAAAACUGGUGUUCCUGUUGGGCAUUGGCCAAUUCCAGAGUCAUUUUGGCCUGAUCAGAAUUCACCAACUCUGCCGCCACGCACAGCUCAUCCUGUUGUGAGGUUCUCCUGUGUAGAUUGUGAGCCAAUGGUAAUAGACAAGCUUCCUUUUGACAAAUAUGAACUUGAACCUUCGCCCUUAACGCAGUACAUCUUGGAACGAAAGUCUCCCCAUGCCUGCUGGCAGGUAUUUGUGAGUAACAGUGGAAAAUACAGUGAACUUGGCCAUCCAUUUGGGUAUUUAAAAGCAAGCACUACUUUAACCUGUGUAAACCUCUUUGUGAUGCCUUACAACUAUCCUGCUUUACUUCCUCUGCUAGCAGAGGAGGAGAGCUACCUGCUUCCAGUGCAUGUUUGAUGCUGUUCACCUCCUAGACACGUAGCCUCUUCCUUAACCUGGAAUGACUUGUUUAAGGUUCACAAAUUUAAGCCAAAUCUGAAGUGGCGACAGGCUUUUGACAGCUACUUAAAAACAAUGCCUCCUUAC
This is a messenger RNA of Malaclemys terrapin pileata, 5405 nucleotides long. RefSeq names its product integrator complex subunit 6-like. The coding region runs from base 4047 to 5276 and encodes 409 amino acids. Gene Ontology annotation, cellular component: integrator complex. Gene Ontology annotation, biological process: snRNA 3'-end processing. The transcript has 11 exons. NCBI's taxonomy places the organism in Eukaryota, Metazoa, Chordata, Testudines, Emydidae. The record is from RefSeq and is a predicted model, not a curated record.